GAGUCAACCCGCUGUAAGGCCUCUUUCAUCGGACUGGACUCAAAAUGUCCCACCGUAAGUUUUCGGCCCCCCGCCACGGGUCCCUGGGCUUCCUGCCCCGCAAAAGGAGUCGUCGCCACCGGGGAAAGGCCAAGAGCUUCCCCAAGGAUGACCCCAGCAAGCCGGUUCACCUGACGGCCUUCCUGGGCUACAAGGCCGGCAUGACGCACAUCGUCCGCGAGGUCGACAGACCCGGCUCAAAGGUCAACAAGAAGGAAGUGGUGGAGGCCGUGACCAUCGUGGAGACCCCUCCCAUGAUGGUGGUUGGAGUAGUCGGUUACGUCAACACCCCGCGUGGCCUCCGCUCCUUCAAGACCAUCUUUGCUGAGCACAUCAGCGACGAGUGCAAGCGCCGCUUCUACCAGAACUGGUACAAGUCCAAGAAGAAGGCUUACACCAAAUACUCCAAGAAAUGGCAGGACGACGAGGGCAAGAAGCAGCUGGAGAAGGACUUCGCCGCCAUGAAGAAGUACUGCCAGGUCGUCCGCAUCAUCACCCACACACAGAUGCGUCUGCUGCCGCUGAGGCAGAAGAAGGCUCACCUCAUGGAGGUGCAGCUGAACGGCGGCUCCAUCUCCGAUAAGGUGGACUGGGCCCGCGAGAAGCUGGAGCAGGCCGUGCCCGUGAACACCGUCUUCUCCCAGGACGAGAUGAUCGACGUCAUUGGCGUCACCAAGGGUCACGGAUACAAAGGCGUCACCAGCCGUUGGCACACAAAGAAGCUUCCCCGUAAGACCCAUCGUGGUCUGCGUAAGGUGGCCUGCAUCGGCGCCUGGCAUCCUGCCCGCGUGGCCUUCUCCGUGGCCCGCGCCGGUCAGAAGGGAUACCACCACCGGACGGAGAUCAACAAGAAGAUCUACAAGAUCGGCCAGGGCUACCACACCAAGGACGGCAAGCUGAUCAAGAACAAUGCGUCCACGGAGUACGAUCUGUCCAACAAGAGCAUCAACCCCCUGGGUGGAUUUGUCCACUACGGAGAUGUGACCAACGACUUCGUCAUGGUGAAGGGAUGCGUCGUGGGAACCAAGAAGAGGGUGCUGACUCUGCGCAAGUCUCUGCUGGUGCAGAGCAGCCGGCGUGCUCUGGAGAAGAUCGACCUGAAGUUCAUCGACACCACCUCCAAGUUCGGUCACGGACGCUUCCAGACCAUCGAGGAAAAGAAAGCAUUCAUGGGACCGCUCAAGAAGGAUCGCGUUACCAAGGAAGAGACUGCCUGAAGUCCCGGCCUUCCAGCGCCGUCUCUGCUGCGUUAACAGUCACCACAUCCGCUGUUGUGCAGAGUUGUUUAAUAAAACCCCUAAAAAAAAUCA
This is a messenger RNA of Cololabis saira (Pacific saury), 1349 nucleotides long. It is a transcript of the gene rpl3, whose product is annotated as ribosomal protein L3. Gene Ontology annotation, cellular component: cytosolic large ribosomal subunit; ribosome. NCBI's taxonomy places the organism in Eukaryota, Metazoa, Chordata, Actinopteri, Beloniformes, Belonidae. Gene Ontology annotation, biological process: translation; ribosomal large subunit assembly. The coding region runs from base 45 to 1256 and encodes 403 amino acids. Gene Ontology annotation, molecular function: structural constituent of ribosome; RNA binding. The record is from RefSeq and is a predicted model, not a curated record. The transcript is spliced from 9 exons.